Jatropha curcas is the source of this 808-nucleotide messenger RNA. RefSeq names its product plastid-specific 50S ribosomal protein 5 (gene PSRP5). The record is from RefSeq and is a predicted model, not a curated record. Gene Ontology annotation, biological process: plastid translation. NCBI's taxonomy places the organism in Eukaryota, Viridiplantae, Streptophyta, Magnoliopsida, Malpighiales, Euphorbiaceae. Gene Ontology annotation, cellular component: chloroplast thylakoid membrane.
UAAUUGUUUAAUAUAGCAUGGAGACAAGCUUAUCACAUUAAGUCCUUCUCACCCAUCCUGCUCCGUUUAUCGCAUUCUUCUCUCCACCUCUCUUCUCUGUGUGUUGAAGUUAGGGUUUUUCGAUCUCAUUUUACGAUUUCUUGGAUUCUCCGGAACAAGAUUCUCUGCUCUUUUCCUUCGGUUGAUUGAUAGCCAAUUUGAGAGGAAAGAAAGUGUUAACGAAAGAUAGAAAGACAAAGAAAAUGUCUCUGCUGCUCUUGUCUAAUCCUGUUACCUCUCUCUCCCCUUUUUUGUCUUCGUCUUCGUCUUUUCCUGCUAUUCAAGUUCCAAGGUUGCAGUUCAAACCCAUAGAUUUGGGCCCCAAAUCUUUGAAAAGAGUUGGAUUUGAGAAUCCAAACCUCUGCAGCUGCAAAAGAGAUGCAAUCAUUGUGAAAGCUGCCUCCUCUCUAGACAUUGAUGGAACGGCUCCUAAAGAAAGCAAAGAGAUUGAAGAACUUCCAUUAGAGUCAAAGCUUAAGGAGAGGGAGGAGCAGAAGCUGAAGAUGAAAAUGGCCAAGAAGAUUAGGCUUCGUAGAAAGAGACUUGUUCGCAAGAGGAUAUUGAGAAAGAAGGGCAGAUGGCCGCCUUCCAAGAUGAAAAAGUUAAAGAAUGUCUGAUCUUAUUUCUCUCUUGGUAUCUGUUGUCUUCUGUUUAUUUAAAUUUGACCUUGAAUUUUAAAAUGACAUUUCUUAUAUUUGAGAGGGAAUUUAUGGAAAUGGGAGUUGGAAAUGAAAGGGAAGAUGAGAAAAAAGAAGAGGAUUUGCAUAAA